CUUUUAUCCUCAAAGCAGACGAAAGAUGACUUGUCGGCUCGAACGCCGAGAAUUUUGACGAUUGCAGUGCACUUUAUCGCAUUUGUAAUUUAUUUAAUUAGAGAAUUAUUUAGUAAAAUUUAAUAUAUUAAUCGGUUUAAAUAUGUUUUGGACGAAGAAUGUGAUAUUGGCCGUUAUUGGUGGCGUGUUCCUGAACUUCGUGCUAGCCAUUCACCUAACAUGGACCUCGCCGGUGCUACCGAAACUGACGGACCCGGCCCGCAGCCCCUUCGGCAGAGCCAUCACCAAGGAUGAGGCCAGCUGGAUAGCGUCGAUUUUCACCAUCGGUUCGAUAUUAGGCUCGCAGAUUUGGAACUACAUGGCCGAGAAGGCCGGUAAAAAACUCGCGUUGCUCUUCUCCGCCGUGCCGUGCUUCCUCUCCAACGUCAUCAUCUACUACACCACCUCGGUGGAGUUGUACAUUUUCGCCAGGUUUUUGGUAGGUUUGUCGGUGGGGUCGCUGUUCAUUUACCCCAUCUACAUAGCGGAGUUGCUGCACAAAAACCUGAGGGAAAUCAUCGCCACGGUGUGCUCGUGCGGCGUCUGUUCGGGGAUUUUGUUUUCAAAUUCCGUAGGGCCCUUCGUCAGCAUUCAAACGUUCAGUUUGAUUUUGGGCAGCAUAACGGCCGUGUUCCUGGUGUUUUUUAUAAUUUUCGGCCAAGAAGUGCCGCACUUUUACAUAAGGAAGAACCACGACGUCCGCGCCAGACGAGUCCUGCAAGAUUUGCGAGGAGGAUACGAGGAUAUAGACGAGGCUUUCGACGAGAUCCGACGCAGAUACGACGAAGAGAAAUCGGGAACUUUAAAGGAUUUGUUCGUAUCGAAAUCGUCGAUCAAAGCUUUCUUUAUUUGUAUAUCAUUGAUGUUGUUUCAUCAAUUUUCUGGGAAUAAUUUGAUUCUGAUAUACGGGGAAAGCAUGAUCCGUAACAUAGACCCGGAAUUAUCUUCGGAUAUUUCCAUGAUUUUACUGAGUGUUGUUGUAUUUAUUACUAGUCUUAUAGCGCCGCCGCUUUGCAUGAGAUACCGCAAAAGGAUGCUGCUGAUAUUUUCUGCGAUGGGAAUGUUCCUGGCCGAAUGCGUGUUGGGCGUCUACAUUUAUUAUCAGAAAUAUUACGAAUUACCGAAGUCUUUAGCGGGCGUACCGUUGACUUGUUUAACAAUGUUCAUUACUGCUCACGGAUUCGGAUUCGGCCCGUUGCCGUUCGUUAUUCUAGGGGAAAUAUUUCCCAAUAGAGUCAAGGCGAUCGCGUCGUCUGUGAUCAGCCUGAUCCUAGGCAUAGUUGGGUUCCUUAUGAGCAAGUAUUUUCUUUUCGUUACCGACGCUAUCGGCAUGUCCGGGUUCUUUUUCUGUUGCGCCUUUUCCUGUUUGGCGGCGGCGAUUUUUACUAAAUGUUGCGUCAUAGAGACGAAAGACAAAAGUUUGGAGCAAAUCCAAUACGAAUUGUCGUUGUGAAUGUUGUUAUUUUAACAAAUUUGGCAGGACCAAAUUGUACUUUGUGUGUGUUUUUAUAGUAAAUAGAGGAUUGUUUGAAUUCCUGUGGGGGCAACAAAACAUUUUUGUUUUUGAGGUCUCUGCUGUUCAAGCAGUAUUCUAAAACGAUAACAUUUUUGUAAUGUUGAGUAUGUGCAAAUGUAGAGUUAUAUUCAAUUUUUUAAUCUUCUGAGUGGAUACUAAAAAAUAUUUUUCUGCAUUGUUUAUUGUUUAUUGUAUUUAUUAAGUUUAGUGAAGUUAUAAAUAAUACCAAAGUUAUUUUAAAAAGUAGGUAGGUACAUUAGAGUAUUCCUAACAUCUCCAAUUUUUAAUGCAACUAACUUUAUAAUUGUAAUACUGUUUGGUAAUUCAUUAUUACUCUCAAAAAUACUCUAUGUAGGUAAUUAGUAAGUGAAAUUAUUUAUUAUAUUACAAAU
Phyllotreta striolata is the source of this 1947-nucleotide messenger RNA. The record is from the annotation of a GenBank genome assembly. Lineage: Eukaryota; Metazoa; Arthropoda; Insecta; Coleoptera; Chrysomelidae.